CCACAGCAGAAAACUUUCUUUUUCAUAAAUGAGAAUGAAUGGAAGGAGUUACGGCAACAUCAGUCAGGAAGACUAUUUAAAGGACUGCAGUGGACAAAUAUAAUUGCUAGUGGAAUCAGAACCCUUAAUCCGUACUGCAGUUUUGGAUUUCGGAGACACAGUGUGAAAAAACUCUCUUCAAGAUCAAAGGCACCGGUUUUCAGGUGUAUGGGGUACUGCAGAUUUCAGGACUGCCCUGUUACUGUGGAUGUGGUGGUUUAUGACGAAGAGACACUGAAAGCAGAAGUCGUUUUUAAAGGAGGUGAGGUCUGCCAUAAUAACAAAGAGCUGAAAAGGCGGCCUGUGCGUGCACAAUCACGUCAAAGUGCUGGAGAACUCCUCAAAAAAACAUUACCAAGGAGCUUGUACUUGGAGUCUUUACAGAAAGUGCCACAAAAGGUGAUCCAAUCUGGCAACAGGGAUGAUGCUCCAACAAAAGAAGUCUUGAAAAACAUUGCAUGGUCUGAAAGAAAAGCCAGUAGAGCAGAUCCCAACGAGUUGAUGAGCUUACAAAAGAUAAUUCAACAGUAUCAGGACACUGAAAAGGAUGUACUGCAGAAGAUUCUGAUGCAUCCAAAGGGCAUAAUGCUGUGGUCUAAGAAAACCUUGUCAGUUUUUCAUCAAAGAUGCAAAGAAGACAUUGUGUACUUUGAUGCCACUGGAAGUAUAAUAAGAAAAGAAAGUGCUGGAAGGCCACCAUAUUAUGUGUAUGAGUUGGUUGUCAGAAACCCAUCCAAAGGUGCUUCUCCUCUUCCACUUGCUACAUAUGUCACAUGUGACCACACUACUGCCUCUGUGACAUACUUCUUGCAGGCCUUUCAGACUGAUCUGGUAAGAGCAUUUGGUAAUCGGGCCUACAACAGGCCUGUCAUGUUCAUGUGUGAUGGAUCCCUAGUACUCCUUCGAUCCAUUUCCAUGACAUUCUGCAGAACAAGUCUAGAGGAUCUGCUGCAGAAGUACUAUGUCUUACUCACUGGCCAGCAUUCAGCACAGGAAUUCAACAUUCCCAUUCUUCAUCGAUGUUUGAGCCAUGUCAUGAAAAAUGCCAAGGACCUUUGUAAAAAACACAUUCCAGAGAACUACAGGCUUGGAAUGCAUGUGUUUGGGCUCCUUGCAUGCUGUGAUAACUUAAAAAGACAUGGAUGA
Molecule: messenger RNA, 1185 nt
Organism: Oreochromis aureus
Lineage: Eukaryota; Metazoa; Chordata; Actinopteri; Cichliformes; Cichlidae
Exons: 2
Coding region: 208-1185 (325 amino acids)
Source: RefSeq, a predicted model, not a curated record